AUGGAAACACUACACGUUGAGCUGGGUGAAGUCCGUGGAUUUAGACAAACACUAAAUUCGUAUCAACUACUUGCUAUAGGUGUUGGUACUACUAUUGGUGCUGGAAUAUUUGUAUUAAGUGGACAAGCUGCUGCAAAAUAUUCUGGUCCAUCGAUCAUCAUUUCGUUUCUUAUAACAGGCGUUAUUGCUUUAUUGUCAUCUUUAUCACAUUCAGAAUUAGGAGCAAUGAUGCCUAGUGCUGGAUCAGUUUAUACAUAUACUUAUGUCGAAUAUUUAGCAUGGUUUAUUGGAUGGAAUUCUGGAUUACUUUAUUUAUUUGCUGUUUUGACACUAGCAGUUUCUUGGAGCAAUCAUGUUGUCCUCCUUGUUGAUAUUGUAUCUGAUUAUAAUGUAACAAACAUGAUUGUCAAAGCACCAGUGGCUUGGAACGAAGAUAGCGAAAAUUUUUAUGUCACUGGUCAAGCGAUUAAUUUACCUGCUAUUGCAAUUACUAUUGCAAUUACAAUUCUUCUUAUUAUUGGAAUUCGUCAAACAGCUAUUGUCAAUCUUGUAUUGGUUGUGAUUAAAAUUAUUAUACUUUUAAUAUUCAUUUUUGCUUGUUGUAAAUAUGUCGAUCGCAAAAAUUAUCACCCGUUUUUUCCACCAAAUAAAGGUUUAUUUAGUGAAUAUGGAGUAACAGGAAUGCUGCAAGCAUGUACUUAUGUAUUCUUUGCAAAUGUGGGUUUUGAUUCAGUAUCAACAGUAGCACAAGAAGUAAGGGCACCAGAGAGAUCACUGCCAAUCGCCAUAAUUGGAUCAACAAUUAUUUCAUCGUUACUUUAUAUUGGAGUAUGUACUGUUAUGGUUGGACUCGUUCCAUACAACUUAUUAGAUUCAGAUAGUCCUCUUGCUGAAGCAAUAAAAGCUACACCUUAUGGUCUUUGGUUAUCGAUUCUUAUGAAUUUAGGUGCAAUCGCUGGUCUUACAACUGUAACAUUAACUCUAAUGCUCUCACAAACUCGAAUAUUUUAUGCAAUGGCUAAUGAUGGUUUACUACCAAAAAUCUUUGCUAGAAUUCAUCACAAGAGAGCAACUCCAUGGCUUUCAAUAUUGAUUAUUGGUUUAUUUUGUGCUGUUUUUUCUGGUAUUUGUCCCGUAGAUAUUCUUGGUGAAACAACUUCAAUUGGUGCCCUAAUUUCAUAUAUUUUCGUACAUAUUACGGUCAUCGUUAUGCGCUAUACACAUGGAGAUAUGCAACGACCAUUUAAAGUGCCAUUUGGUUCAUGGUUGAUUCCAACCAUAGGUUCCUUACUUUGUAUUCUUCUUAUGAAAAGUAUAACAAAAACAACAGGCUUUCGAUUCCUUACAACGAAAUUAAUAAAAAGUGCAUCUAUUACAAGUGCAGUGGAGAUUCUGCCAACAGAAGCAAUUGUUUCGGAACAAUAUACACAAAAUGGAGUUGAAUUGGAUUUAGCUAGUGAAAAUACUGAAACUGCAGUAUAA
This is a messenger RNA of Rotaria sordida, 1482 nucleotides long. Lineage: Eukaryota; Metazoa; Rotifera; Eurotatoria; Philodinida; Philodinidae. The record is from the annotation of a GenBank genome assembly.